AUGACCGAACUUCUAAUUGGUAGCAACAUCAUCACAACUGAAGUUAACGAGGACGCUGACGACUCUGAUGAUGACGAUGAUGAUGACGAUGAUGAUGACGAUGAUGACGAUGAUGACGAUGAUGACGAUGAUGACGAUGAUGACGACGAGGACGAGACACCAAAAUCAGGCAAGAGGAAGGGUCCAACUACAUCUAACAAGAGCCAACCGAAACAACCCAGGAGACAGGCAGCAAAGAAGCCAGCAGCAAAGAAGCCAGCAGCAAAGAAGCCAGCAGCAAAGAAGCCAAUGUCACAUGGAAUCACAGCCGCUGCACCAAUCUGUGAUGUUGCCAAUUUACAAGAUGUCGAUUACUUAUUGGACAAGGAUGACCUCAAUUCCCUGCAGAAGACAGGGAUACACAGACUAUUGAGAGCCAUCGCCCCGUAUUUAUCUAGAACAAGUCAAAACAGCAACAAGAUAUAUGUGUGA
Messenger RNA from Acytostelium subglobosum LB1, 471 nucleotides. RefSeq lists its product as hypothetical. The transcript has a single exon. The record is from RefSeq and is a predicted model, not a curated record. The coding region runs from base 1 to 471 and encodes 156 amino acids. Lineage: Eukaryota; Evosea; Eumycetozoa; Acytosteliales; Acytosteliaceae.